CUUGGAGAUAAGCUGUAUAACUAUCUUGGGCUUGUGCGGAUGGAGAUGACAUGAGUGUAUAUGGCACGUAGACUUGCUCAAUACUGCUGUUAAGAGAAAAGUACCAUUCUCAAGGUUAUAAAAUCAGCAAGUAUUUCAGUUAUAUUGCAGAAUAUGAGGGAAAAAACAACCCAGCGUUGCUCAGCAUUAUCAUAUUGAUGCUGACACGGCAUGAUUUCAUCCCCAACAUGACCAUCAAGUUCCACCCAAAUGAGUUGACUAAUCUUGAUCUAGAAGGACAUUGAUUUGUACAACUGGAGUUAGAAAAAGAGAUGCUCGACCAGUAAGACUCUUAAUGUCAAAAUGCUUUGUAAUGCCGUUUUUUGUUGUUUUUUUUUUCUUCAGCUACUGGGAAUGAAAGUCUUAUCAUUCCACAUCUCAGAUUCCAUUCUGUGACAUGUCACACCCACUUCCAUUACAUUACUCCUUCAGAAAACAGUGUAUGAAUAACUGCCCGAAAAUGCCCUUUCACUCUCCAGGAGCUGUGACUAGCAAAAGUGAGCUUAAAAAAAUGGAAACUUCUUUGUUUCUUUGCAGCUGAAAAGAUGUCUGACAGAAACCACACAGCUGCCAGCGCUUCCCUUAUUGAGCAGCUGAUGUCUACAAGGAAUUUUAAGGACCUUGGCAACCAUCUUACUGAGCUAGAAAUGAUUUAUGUGACUAAGGAGCAUCUGCAGGAGACCGAUGUGGUCAGAGCUGUGUACAGAGUCCUGAAGAACUGUCCCUCGGUGGCUUUGAAAAAGAAAGCCAAGUGUUUGCUGUCAAGGUGGAAAGCUCUUUAUAAGGAUACUCACUUCAAAACAAGGGACCUCUCUAAAUUAUCCUCUCCAGGUGGUAGUAAGGAAGACGCAGGAGUUUCUCAUGACCAAAGUCAAGAUGAGAUCGUGGGCACCUGCAGCUCUAAUUCCCUGCCAACAUACUCACCCCAGGAUAUUGCAACCCGCACCGAAAUGAUCAUGCCUGAAAAUGGCACUGUUCAAAUGGACCUUAAGGAAGAGCAUUUUGGGGCUGGUGACCCUAAAUCCUCCAGCAGUGGAUCAAGUGAGUUGCAGGAUCCCACAGUGCCCAUGAGAACCAAAUGCAUCGAGCUUCUUUAUUCUGCUUUAACUAGUUAUUCCACAGAUCAGGCAAAUGCUGAUUUGUGGCAGAACUUUGCAAGAGAAAUCGAAGAGCACAUUUUUACCCUUUACUCAAAGAACAUCAAAAAGUACAAAACUUGUAUCAGAAGCAAAGUUGCCAAUUUGAAGAACCCUAGAAAUUGUCACUUGCAACAAAACUUGCUCUCCAGGACCAUGUCUCCAAAAGAAUUUGCCGAAAUGACCACCAUGGAGAUGGCAAACAAGGAACUGAAGCAGCUGAGAGCUGCCUACACGCAAUCCUGUAUCCAGGACCAUUACCUUCCCCAAGUGACUGAUGGCACACAGACAAAUAAAAUCAAAUGCAGACGCUGUGAGAAGUACAAUUGCAAAGUCACUGCGAUUGCCAGAGGGACACUUUUCCUUCCAAGCUGGGUGCGGAAUUCAAACCCAGAUGAACAAAUGAUGACCUAUGUGAUUUGUAAUGAAUGCGGGGAGCAGUGGUACCAUAGCAAGUGGGUGUGCUUAUAAUUGUAAAUGGAUGUUCCCCUAGCAAUAUGUACCGCAAAGGAUAACUUGCAUUUGUACAACCUUUUGUGCUUGUUAAAAAAAAACUCAGAUAUGCCAUUCUUUGUUUUUUUAACUUGAAAAAGCAUACUUUAUUUUAGUGGCAGGUAUUUUAAUGACGAUUAGGAGGCAUGGUUGGGCUCAUAAGCAGAAGUUUUUCAUACAACCUGGAUAUAUUUCAUAUCAUAUAUAUGUAUGUAUGUAAAUUUUCUUCAAGUUUCCUCAAAGUCUCUUACACUAUUUUAGUUUCAUAUGAAGCAGUA
Heterocephalus glaber (naked mole-rat) is the source of this 1945-nucleotide messenger RNA. It is a transcript of the gene Tceanc, whose product is annotated as transcription elongation factor A N-terminal and central domain containing. Lineage: Eukaryota; Metazoa; Chordata; Mammalia; Rodentia; Bathyergidae. The record is from RefSeq and is a predicted model, not a curated record. Gene Ontology annotation, biological process: DNA-templated transcription. Gene Ontology annotation, cellular component: nucleus.